ACUGCGCGUUUAUCCGGUACAUACGGCCACCGAGUGGUAGCAAUGUGACACGCAACUCCGCGUCCAAUCUGUUGCAAAGAUAUACUAGCAGUAUAAAUACCAAGAUGUGGGCCAUUUAUCGCGCGCGGACAUAGAAGCAGGCUGGUUGCUGUAUUUGCUGGACUGAUGCCUAGGAUGAAACUGCGUGAGCAGUCUACCUCCAGCAAGUUUUCAAAAGAUGUUAAGUGGAAUAAAAAUUACGCAAGGUAACCAAUAUGUAACAUAGUGUAAAAUGGAAUUUAUUUGUGUACAAAAAAUUGCAGCCUUACUCAGGCGUCAGCCUGCCCUGGUCGGCAGAGAAGAUGACUCCAUGCAAGUCGGAAUUAAAUACUGAUACUUUGUUCAAAUGUAGGAGGAGAAUUGGGUGAUCGGACACUCUUUCCUGACACCUGUUAAGUUGCAAACGAAGACAAAACCGCUUAAAAUACCAAUGUUUGAUGGGUGAAACGCGUCAGCAAAACCACAGGGAUAAGGUCUUAUGAACACUGAUACUGGAUAGUGUUCAAUCGCGAUGGAGGGUGUUUUAAAAGAUCUGGACUUUUGGUCUAUGAACGAAUCCCUGAGUAACACAACUCUUGGCAACGGAACCGGAGGCAAUCAAACCGUGAACCCUUUGAGGCGCAACGAAGAAGUAGCCAAAGUAGAGGUGACCGUGCUCGCCCUGGUGCUGUUUCUGGCUCUGGCUGGCAACGUGUGCGUCUUACUCGCUAUCCACACUACCAAGCACAGUCAGUCUCGAAUGUACUAUUUUAUGAAGCACCUCAGUAUAGCGGAUCUAGUGGUAGCGAUCUUUCAGGUCUUGCCACAACUCAUUUGGGAUAUCACAUUUAGGUUUUACGGACCAGAUAUUCUCUGCAGGCUGGUGAAGUAUGGGCAAAUCGUUGGGAUGUUUGCCUCAACCUACAUGCUUGUUUUGAUGUCAAUAGACAGGUGCUUAGCCAUCUGCCAGCCACUGCGCUCCUUGCAUAGGAGAAAGGACCGCUUCUAUGUGAUUUUCUCCUGGGCACUCAGCCUCUUGUUCAGCGUCCCUCAGAUGUACAUCUUCUCCAUGAGGGACGUUGGAUCCGGGGUGUAUGACUGCUGGGGGGAAUUCGUGCAGCCCUGGGGAGCCAAAGCGUACGUGACGUGGAUUAGUCUUUCCAUCUAUAUCAUUCCGGUGGCCAUACUGAGCUUUUGCUAUGGACUGAUAAGCUUUAAAAUAUGGCAAAACUUUAAACUGAAAACAAAGAGAGAACAUUGUAUUACGCUCACCACUAUGGCUUCAAAAGGCACUGAGCUUUCGCGGGUGAGCAGCGUAAAUCUAAUCUCCAAAGCAAAGAUCACAACUGUGAAAAUGACUUUUGUGAUAGUCGUGGCAUAUAUCGUUUGCUGGACUCCCUUUUUCUUCGUGCAGAUGUGGUCAGCUUGGGAUCCUGACGCACCCAGAGAAGAGAUGCCCUUCAUUAUCUCUAUGCUGCUGGCCAGUCUCAACAGCUGCUGUAACCCCUGGAUCUACAUGUUUUUUGCGGGCCACCUAUUCCAUGAUCUGAGGCAGCAUUUCCUGUGCUGCUCCAGGCGCUACCUGAAGCCAUCCCAGUGUAACUGCGAGCGUGAGUCCAGCCGCAAGAGCAACUCCUCCACCUUCGCCAUCAAGAGCACCAGCAGCCAGAAGAGCAUCACACAGACCUCCUUCACAUGAACCUCCCAACACCCUGCAUUACACCCCCCCCCCCCCCACUUUCUCCGAGCAGGCGUCCAGAACAUGCCCCUCCCCAAACAUACCUCCACCACAUGAACCUCUCAAACUCCACACCUCUUCUCUUCUUCACCAAGAAGACUUCCACCACACUUCUAACACUGUACCUCCUUUCUGCUUCACCAAACAGACGUCCACCACAGAGGUCCUGCAACCAGCGUCCUGAAGCCUGGGCUGUUCUCUCUACUUUUUAAGCAUACUUCAGCGAUACAUCGCCAUGACAUCCUCUCUCAUCAUCCUGUGCAAAGGCUCACUCAAUAAUAUUGCACUACUUUUUAUAUAUACCAUCUAGAAAGUAACGAGAUGACUAAAUAAUAUUUCAUAUAUCUGUGUAUGUAGCUGUUGUACAUGGUGUAGAUUGCAAAAUUGUUUAUUAGAAACUAUUAUGAAGAACACACACUUAGGUUUCUUUUAAAAUAUAGGUCCUAUUCAUCUAAGCUGUUCAUCAUUUGACAGUGUCUGUGUAGGUUUGUUUCUGGGCGUGUUUAAUCUUUAACAGAAAAAAAUUGGACAAAGCAAAAAAAUGAAGUUCCAUGGGGGCCAGUAAAAAGGUGGGAACAUAAAUUAGAUGAUUAUUCUGACGUUACACAAUGCUUCACUUAAGGAGCAGGUCACAUAUCUGUGUUGUAUUGACCUGGGAUGUAGUGGGUUUGCGUGUCAGUGGAAAACAUUCAUGAUGGUAGUGGUCGUCUGAAAAAUAGAAAGGUAUUUAGAUAAAGGAAAAUUGAUACUGUUGGUUUUUAAAUUCGAUAUGAAGGUACUUUGUCUGUAACUGCAGUUUGUUGUUGGAUCUUCUUGUUCCUAUUGUCCUUACAUUAGGUCAUAUGGAUUUACCAUUUGUACAUUUUAGGAAACAUUUCACCGCAGAGUCAUUGCAAGAUAAAAUUGUUUACCACA
Messenger RNA from Anguilla rostrata (American eel), 2671 nucleotides. RefSeq names its product oxytocin receptor a (gene oxtra). Gene Ontology annotation, cellular component: plasma membrane. Gene Ontology annotation, biological process: female pregnancy; regulation of systemic arterial blood pressure by vasopressin; cellular response to hormone stimulus. Gene Ontology annotation, molecular function: peptide binding; vasopressin receptor activity; oxytocin receptor activity. Bases 551 to 1717 code for a protein of 388 amino acids. The transcript has 3 exons. NCBI's taxonomy places the organism in Eukaryota, Metazoa, Chordata, Actinopteri, Anguilliformes, Anguillidae. The record is from RefSeq and is a predicted model, not a curated record.